CAGGAUGAUAAUUUAGUUAUGCGCCCAAGGCUGACUGUGCAACAUCAUUGUGAGAGAAGCAUGGGUGAUUGGAACUUGUGUGGAUUACACUCAGGAAGUCUGAAUAAUGUGAAAAGUGGUUUGGCCGUCAGAUCUUGAUAAGAAGGGGGUAGUUGCAGGCCGAUGAUGGAAAGAAGAUAAAUGAGAGAAAUGCUGGAACCUCUUUGUCCUUUUUUCUUAAAGAUGUCUCUUGUUUCACUCCAAUCUUUCUUGGUCUUCCAUAUCGUCAAAGUAGAGGACAGAAGAGACGAACCAUCCUGAUGUUCCCACAUUGCAAGAGAAAAAAGGAAGAACCCACAGCCAAAAUCACUUUCUCCAAUCACCAAAAGCAAGGCGGCUACGUAUGGCAAGUCUCAGAAGUAGAUCCACAUUGCUUACAAAACAACACAUCUGCACAAGAUGGAAAGCAAGAAAAUAACGACAGCUCUUCGAUUCCAAGGAAGAUUAUCUCAAUUUCAAAAUCAAUUGCAUUCAAAUUAUUGAUUAAAAAUAAUUGGGUACAACCAAUAGCGUAUCAUUAAAGCGAAGAAAGAAGAAAAAGACAUGAAAAUGAAUAAGCUUUUUAUCAUGUAUAUUGAUAUGUUUGGAUUGGCCAUGGUUAUGUGCGCAAAGUUGCACUCAUUAUCGGAAUCAUCAUUUUCACCAUCCCGACCGUCUCCACUUUUCGGAGACAACGUACCCUAUCGAUAUCAUCCAAGGUUACAGAAGCAAGAACGAUACCAUCUAAAUCCCAUUAGAAAAUCCCGAAGAAGCGACGAAAAAUUAACCAAGACACAUCUAAAAAGAUAUGGUAUAAACCUGAUUUCAUCAAUCUUCCGAUGGCCUCAAAAAUCUAGAGGAGCUAACAAGCAUUAUUUGCACAACCAAUUAAGGCCAAUUCGAUAUCCUGAUGAUCGUGCAAGAAGAGCCGAACGAUCUGUUGAUACAAAAGAUCAGUCUGUUCAUGAAGGAUCGAAAACUGAAGAGCCUCUUGCGAAACAUGAGCAAGACAAACUGCAGCAAGCGGCUGGGCUUAAUCACAUACCAGGCUUUUCAUCUUCAGAGGAGAAAUUGUUAGAAUACACGUACGACAGCUCUUCAGAUCUUGAUAAUAUAUUGGUGCAAGACCCAAGUGACUACUCCGAUGAAGCAAAGGAAGGUACCGAAGAUGACGACAAUGGCAGAAGCCGUUCUGGAUCAAAGAAUCGACGACAUCGCCCAAGAUUGGAUAUUGUGACUAAGCUCCUUCGAAUAGUCGAAUCACAAGCUCUCCAAGGUGCCAAUUGUACUCCAGGGACAGACUUAAAUCUUGGCGAUAAAGUAGUGAAUCGUUAUGCCCAAGAACGUUUCCAUCAAGCUGCCCGGGUUGCAGUGAAUAGGGCGAACUGGUUGACGAGAAUGUGGAAGUACGCCCCAGAAGUGAUUGGACAGUCUGAGUAUCUUCUUCACACCUCUAUAAUGUCAAUGGUGGAAUUCAACGAGGAUAUUUUUGCAGCUGGGAACUGCUAUGACGCUGAAGAAUAUAAAAGUUACUUCCUUUUUUGUCCUUACGCCUAUCGACUUCCAGAGGGUCCUAUUUUGGCAAAGGAUCUCGCUAUCGAGUACAAAUAUCUGAGCAAUACGUCUGAAUGGUUCUUUAUAGCCAGAAAGGAAGCUGAAAAAGUCAUAGAGAUGGGAAAGUCCUUGAAAAUCGGUUAUCACACAUACCCUUUCAACGCCACUGCCCACACUAGCCGGGAAACUGAUAUGAUAUUAAGGGUUGCUUACGAGGAUGGAGCUUGGUCCAAGCCCUAUUAUGAUUGUGGAGGGGGAAAUAUUUGGAUGAUGACUUACACUGUGCCUUUCUUUGGCUUCGAGAAUGGGAAAUACUUUUUUAAAGGGACAAGCGGAAUUGAUAUUGACUUACGGCGAGUCGACAUCAACCAAUGUAAAGGGCCAAUAGGGGCUGGUACCUUGAAUAUUUUUGGAGGGACAGACAAGUGCAAAACUGAAUCCACAAUGUGCCAACCAAUAUCAGGCCUAGGAUUUAGGCGUGGAAGUUACAAAUGUGUUUGUAAAAUUGGCUAUUAUUUUUCUGACGCGUCUUCUCACAAUAAGUUCUUCAAUGGAACAACACUUGAAGAAGAAUAUGCCAAAAUAUUAGAGGGAGAAAAAAGCAUAUAUGAAGAUGACACCGCCUUUCAAUGUCUGAAAUGCGCUCCUGGGUGCGAGGAAUGUGUGGACCCAAGCCCAUGUAUUGUUUCCCUAAAUUGGGUGCUUCGUAGUAUCCUCCUCAUUCUUCAAUGCAUCAUCAUCGGCUGCCUCCCUAUCGUUGUUCUCUUCACCUACAAGUACAAGAACAUCAAGGUAGUCAGGGCUGCUAGCCCACUGCUCUUGAGGAUCAUCAUUCUUGGGGCCUUUUUCAUUUAUAGCACGACUAUUGUAUUAUAUCCGGUACCAAAUAUUGUUACUUGUACAAUGAGAAUUUGGUUGCGAGAGAUUGGAUUUGCUUUGUCCUAUGGUGCAUUGAUGCUGAAAACCUGGAGGAUAUCUGUGAUUUUCAGAGUUCGAUCUGCAAAGGCUAUAAAGAUAACUGAUAUGGAUUUAAUAAAACGAUUAGGAAUCAUUGUGGGAAUCUUUGUCCUCUGUCUUCUAAUUCGAACCUUAGUCUCUCCACCAGUGGUUAUAGUCGGACGGACAGCGGAAAAUCUAAAGGCAUUCCUCUGUCAAUCUGAUUGGUGGGACCAUUCUUUCACAAUUUUGGAAUUUCUGUUUCUUCUAUGGGGAAUUCGUCUAUGCAUAAUGGUUCGUAAAGCUCCAUCAGAGUUCAAUGAAAGCCGCUUCAUUUCGAUGACAAUUUACAACGAAUUCUUGCUAUCCAUAUUCUUGAAUGUGUCAAUGUUCUUCCUUCAACACCCGGCUAACCCUGAUUUAUUAUACAUUAUCUUCUUCUGUCAUAGCCAACUGACCAUUACUAUUCUCUUGUGCUUGAUUUUUGCGAGUAAGUUUUAUUUAGUUGUUAAAGGGCACGGCAAACCGGACGAAGGUACACUAUCAAAGAAUGGUCCUGGAAAAUUUCUCGCCUCCAAAGUCAGAGCUGCUCAUGCUUCUUUGUCCCAACAAUCCAACCCUACAAUUGGCCAAGUCAGCUCGUUGUGCAAUGAUGGAAUAUUAUCAGAAAAAGACAUACAGUUGGAGCUAGACAAAAUCUUUCAAACUUUAAGCAUUCUCAAGGACAAGAACUCGCACGGAGCAUCUCAUGCAGUGACGUCGAGGAUCACAAGUAUUCAAGAGGCCUUUAAAGACACUGAAAGGUCAUCUGGGAUCAAUGGUGAUGGACUUAGGCAAAGCAGCUUACCACAAGGAGAUAUAAGAAACCGUGAUGAGCCUCUUGCGACCCGACACAUUGAAAAACGGUCUGGAAAUACAACUUUUGGGGGAUUUGGUGGGGCUUUAGUGGUGGCUGAAACUGCAGCGCUUGCUGCUGCAACAUUAUCAAGUCAAGGAGCCCGAGUGCCUAAGGCAACUAUAGAAGAGGAACCCGAAAACUGCUCUCAAACAGAAGUUGAGUCCUCAAGAAAUUGUUCAGGAGUCUCAAAGCUCCCCCUUCAAAUUUGUCUCGAUGAAGCCAAAGUGGAUCCAAAGACUUUGGUCGUCGAAAAGGAGCUUAAAAUAGAUAAGCUGACUUUAGAAAGUCAAAAAAUUAUGGACUCUGUCGUGAAUUUGCCAAAAUGUGAUAAUCCAUGCCCCCAUUCUCAUUCUGGUAGUUGUCAAAGCUCACAAAGUUUUAUCUCUUCCGAUUGCAGUCAUUGUUGCAACCCAAUUUGUUCCCUUGACAGCGUUAGUAAUCCCAGCUAUUGCUCCUUGGGAUCAGACUGCUCAUACCAAUUACAAGGUAGAGUCAGAUCGCAAAAGCAAGCUGUCCCAAUUGAUCUGGUCCACUCUUCGGUAUCAUUACCGGAUCAAGAAUCGGAGAGGGACCCUUUCGAAAUCUGCCAGAACGGGUCAAAUAUUUAUGCGCAAAAAGGAACAUCCAACAUCCCACCAUAUCUCUUUGCCUCUAGUGGCCACUUAGACAGGGAAUUUACCAAGCCUGAGCAGGUGAUAUGUUUUAAGCCGUCUCCACAUUCAUUGGACAAGGACACGUAUGACUCAAACUAUCUCAAAUCUAAAACCUCUUCAGUUAACCCUGAUCUUCAUGAUACACGAUCUGGUCAUGAAAGAACGCACAGAAUAAUCAUAAAUUUAGACGACAAAAAUAGGUUUACGGACGAAGUCACUGUUUAAUUACCUUGACCAAAGUUUUGAAGUGUACGUAUGCCCGUAAAAGUUCCCUUGAAGCGAUUUUGCUGUGCAAGCUUUUUAUAUUGAUUGUGGCCAUAUAUUUGAAUGAGCAUCCCAUAUCGUUAAAAGGCAAAUGCAAUGGAUUAUAGAAGUGCAACGUGUUUGAAAAUGUAUCGACGCUAGUGUAGUGAAAGCAAUUGUUGAAACUGUGUAACUAUCUCAGGGAUGAUGUGACAAUGCAGCAAACGAAUAAAUACAUCCAAAAGCUCUGA
Tigriopus californicus is the source of this 4553-nucleotide messenger RNA. Its product is annotated as probable G-protein coupled receptor 158. The record is from RefSeq and is a predicted model, not a curated record. Bases 583 to 4284 code for a protein of 1233 amino acids. NCBI's taxonomy places the organism in Eukaryota, Metazoa, Arthropoda, Copepoda, Harpacticoida, Harpacticidae. Gene Ontology annotation, molecular function: G protein-coupled receptor activity. The transcript is spliced from 14 exons. Gene Ontology annotation, biological process: G protein-coupled receptor signaling pathway. Gene Ontology annotation, cellular component: membrane.